This is a messenger RNA of Miniopterus natalensis, 1107 nucleotides long. Lineage: Eukaryota; Metazoa; Chordata; Mammalia; Chiroptera; Miniopteridae. The record is from RefSeq and is a predicted model, not a curated record.
AUGGUCAGGGCCCUGCUGCUAUCCGUGUUGGUGGCUGGAGCGCUCGGCUGUGGGCUCCCCACUUACCAGCCCCAUCUGCCCAGGGUGGUCGGAGGUGAAGAUGUGAGGCCCAACAGCUGGCCCUGGCAGGUGUCCCUGCAGUACAACAAGAAUGGGGAGUGGCGCCACACCUGCGGAGGGACCCUGGUGGCCCAAAACUGGGUCCUGACAGCUGCCCACUGCAUCAGCCCCUCCAGAACCUACCGCGUGGUGUUGGGCCGGCACAGCCUCUCCACGGAGGAGCGCGGCUCCCUGGCAGUCAAGGUCUCCAAGCUCGUGGUGCACGAGGACUGGAACUCCAGCCAGCUCUCCAAAGGGAACGACAUUGCCCUGCUCAAGCUGGCCAGCCGCGUCCCCCUGAGUGACAAGAUCCAGCUGGGCUGCCUCCCUCCCGCCGGCACCAUCCUCCCCAACAACUACACCUGCUAUGUCACGGGCUGGGGACGGCUACAGACCAACGGGGCAGCCCCUGACAUCCUGCAGCAGGGCAAGCUGCUGGUCGUGGACCACGCCACGUGCUCCAGGCCUGACUGGUGGGGCAGCUCCGUGAAGACCAACAUGAUCUGCGCAGGGGGCGAUGGCGUCAUCUCCAGCUGCAACGGAGACUCCGGAGGACCCCUGAACUGCCAGAAGGCCAACGGCCAGUGGGAGGUGCACGGCGUGGUCAGCUUCGGGUCCUCCCUCGGCUGCAACUACUACCACAAGCCCUCUGUCUUCACCCGGGUCUCCAACUACAUUGACUGGAUCAAUGCGGGAGACUCCGGAGGACCCCUGAACUGCCAGAAGGCCAACGGCCAGUGGGAGGUGCAUGGCGUGGUCAGCUUCGGGUCCUCCCUCGGCUGCAACUACUACCACAAGCCCUCUGUCUUCACCCGGGUCUCCAACUACAUUGACUGGAUCAAUGCGGAGUUCCCCCGGCAGGCGGGGAAGAGCUGUGAUGGCAUCGCUUUCUCCCAGAGCGCGCGGGGCCUCGCGGGUACCACUAGAGCCCCGCGGGCACUGCUGCGUCACCGGGGCCCGGGCGGGGAGGCCCACGCUGCCCGGCGCAGCGCCUGCCCGCCAGGUUAA